This is a messenger RNA of Ochlerotatus camptorhynchus, 2947 nucleotides long. RefSeq names its product probable 2-oxoglutarate dehydrogenase E1 component DHKTD1 homolog, mitochondrial. The transcript is spliced from 5 exons. Gene Ontology annotation, biological process: tricarboxylic acid cycle. Bases 190 to 2907 code for a protein of 905 amino acids. Lineage: Eukaryota; Metazoa; Arthropoda; Insecta; Diptera; Culicidae. Gene Ontology annotation, molecular function: thiamine pyrophosphate binding; oxoglutarate dehydrogenase (succinyl-transferring) activity. The record is from RefSeq and is a predicted model, not a curated record.
CUCGACCCAGCCCCUAUACAAAAACAACAACCGUCAGUAUUUUAUCUCCUCCUUCACUGACUUGACAACGCUCCAGUGCUUUGGUAGAUAGAUAGGUUGUUGGAUUGCCAGUGGAGUUGCUACGUGGUCGGUUUGAAAUUGAAACUAAGAUUAGUGAUUUUGCAGCAGAUCUCCAUCCCGUCCUGCAGAAUGCAUCGAGUUCUCUGCAGACAGUAUCACAGUACCAAGGGAGUCUUCGGAUUCAAACCGAAACCGGUGAAGGAAUUUCGAUUGAACCAGCGCAUCAUCGAUGCUCGGGUGCAGAAAAGCAACGCCUAUCGCUGGGUAGAAUCCUACCGGAAUCAUGCUCACCGAGUGGCCGCAAUCAAUCCGGUACCCUUCAUUCAAUCAACAGACGACUGCAGCCAUCUGCUCGACUACUCCCGCUAUGGACUUUCCUCAGCAGAUCGAAUCGAUCCGCUGGGUGUCGUCAACUCGUCCGAUCCGCCUUCAGCGUUGACCGUCGAACAGCUCGAGCAACUACUACAGCACAUCUACUGCGGAACCGCCAGCAUCGAGUUGGCGUACAUCGAAAACGAACAGGAGCGCGAAUGGCUUGCAGAAAACUACGAACAACUGUUCCACACCAACCUCAAUGUCUCGGAAAAGAAGGAAAUCGCCGAACUACUCCUAAAGUCACAGGCCUUCGACAACUUCCUGGCGACCAAGUUCCCCUCCGUCAAGCGAUACGGAGGCGAAGGAGCCGAAAGUAUUAUGGCAUUCUACCGGCAGUUGUUCAUUUGUACCGCGGAAGCGAACUUGAGCAACAUCGUCGUCGGAAUGCCACACCGUGGAAAGCUGAACGUCCUGACAAUCCUGUUCCAGACCCGACCAGCCAAGAUCUUCCGCAAGUACAAAGGACUGUCGGAGUUUCCUCCGGACGUGAAAGCCAUGUGUGAUAUCACCAAUCACUUCAAUACCUCAACGAACUUGAACAUCAACGGUAAAACGAUCCACUUGAACUUGCUCAACAACCCAUCCCACCUGGAAGCAGUCAACCCAGUUUCAAUGGGUAAGACCCGUGCCAAACAACUCUCCCUUCAGGACGGACCCUAUCACAACGAUCCUUCGGUACCUUCAAAAGUCCUGAACAUCCAACUGCACGGUGAUGCAGCUUUCGUCGGCCAGGGAGUCAACCAGGAGUGUCUCAUGAUGGCCGAAGUGCCCCACUUUGACGUCGGCGGCACGAUCCACAUGAUCGUCAACAACCAGGUAGGUUUCACCACUCCCGGCGACCGCGGACGAAGCACUCGCUAUGCAUCCGACCUGGCCAAGAGCAUCAUGGCUCCGGUAUUCCACGUGAACGGUGACGACCCGGAAGCACUGACCAAGGUCACCAAGCUGGCCUUCGAUUACCAACAGAAAUUCGGAAAGGACGUCUUCAUCGACCUGAACUGCUACCGACGCUGGGGUCACAACGAGCUGGACGACCCCACGUUCACCAGUCCACUGCUCUACAACGUGAUCCACAACCGCAGCUCGGUCCCAGAUCUGUACGCCAAGAAGCUCAUUGAAUCCGAAGAGAUCACCCAAAACGACGUUGACACUACAGUCAAAGCUCACCACGAUUACCUAAACUCCGAACUGCAGAACCUCAACGACUACCAACCUGAGAAAAGCUACUUCGAACACCAGUGGACUGGCAUACAGCAGGCAGGGAAUGAAGUUACCGUGUGGAACACUGGAAUCGACUACAGUCUACUGAACCUCAUCGCCAGAACCAGCGUAAACUGCCCACCGGACUUUGCCCUUCAUCCUCACCUGCGAAAGCACCACGUCGAAGCCCGCCUGAAGAAAGUAGCCGAAGGUAACCGCAUUGACUGGUCCACCGCGGAAGCCAUGGCCAUGGGAAGUUUGAUGUACCAGGGCUACAAUGUGAGGAUCAGUGGCGAAGACAUUGGACGGGGAACAUUUUCCCACCGUCAUGCCAUGUUCGUCGAUCAGAACACCAAUGAAAUCUACAUUCCACUAAACGACCUGAACGGCGGUGCCGGCGGCAAGCUGGAGCUGGCCAACAGUAUCCUAUCGGAAGAGGCCGUGCUCGGCUUCGAAUACGGCAUGGCCAUCGACAACCCGAACAACUUGAUCAUCUGGGAGGCUCAGUUCGGGGACUUCUUCAACGGUGCCCAGAUCAUUAUCGAUACAUUCGUACUCAACAGUGAAACCAAGUGGAUGGUGUGCAACGGCCUGGUGAUGCUGCUGCCGCACGGUUUCGACGGAGCCGCCUCCGACCACAGCUCCUGCCGGAUGGAGCGGUUCCUCCAGAUGACCGACUCCAAGGAAGCCACCCCGGACGGAGACGACGUCAACUUCGAGGUGAUCAAUCCUUCCACGCCGGCUCAGUACUUCCACGCUCUGCGACGCCAGAUGGUGCGCAACUUCCGGAAGCCGCUGGUCGUGGUAGCCCCGAAAACCUUACUCCGCCUGUCGGAGUGUGUUUCGACACACGCAGACCUGGCCCCGGGAACAUUCUUCCAGACGGUGAUCGGGGACGGCGCAGUCAGCGAUCCGAAGAAGGUCAAACGGGUUAUCCUUUGCAGCGGAAAGCACUACUACAAUUUGAACAAUGAGCGACUGGCCAGCAAGAACGGUGAAGUUGCGAUCGUGAGGUUGGAGUCGCUUUGUCCGUUCCCGGUGCAGCGGAUUCAGGAGGAACUGGCCAAGUACAGCAAUGUCAGGGAAGUCGUUUGGAGCCAAGAGGAACACCGAAACAUGGGUGCGUGGAGUUUCGUUCAGCCCAGAUUCGAGAAUAUGUGCGGAAAGAGGAUUACGUACCGGGGACGGUACGAAGGUGCUACCGUGGCUGUAGGGGUCAGCUCGUGGCACGCGAAGGAAGCGGAACAGGUGAUUAAAGCGGCAUUUCAGUAGAAGGAGCUAGACGCUGAGGGAGUAUAUUGUGCAAUGUAAA